UGAAAACCUUUGCUUUCACUUAGAAAAGCUAGGAAUAAAAGGCAGAGGCACAAUGCUAAGCACAGCAUUAUUCUGAUGACUUUAAACUACUGAGAUUCGCCCUUAAUGAAAGUUGAAUUAUGAGAGAAGGAACAGACAACUCUGCGAGUGAGCAGGUGGUCAGUGUCUGGGUGCGGGACCCGCGGAUACAAAAGAAUGACUUCUGGCACGCCUACAUAGACUAUGAAAUUUGUUUACAUACCGACAGCGUCUGCUUCACCAAGAAGGUCUCCACCGUGAGGAGGAGGUACAGCGAGUUUGUAUGGCUUAGGCAGAAACUACAAGCAAAUUCACAGCUAAUGUUUCAUCUUCCUGAGCUGCCCGGGAAGAAUCCCUUCUUCAGCCUGAACAGCGCCCGACAGAUCUCUGAGCGUAUGACAGGGCUCCAGGGUUUUCUGAAACAGAUCGUGCACAACCCUCUGCUGCUGUCAGACAGCUGCUUGCACCUCUUCCUGCAGUCAAAGCUCAGCGUGUCCAAGAUCAAGGCCUGUGCUGCUGGAAGGACCCACUUCUCUGUGGCGCAGGCGGUGGAGCGCUGCGGCCUGAGAAGAUUCCACUCCUUAGACGAUCUGCAGAAGAUAUGCUGCGACUCUGACUCUGACAGCUCAGAUCCAGAGCCUCAGAAGAAAGAUUUGGAAAUAAAGAAAGCAGCGAGUGCAGCUUCACUUGACUUCAUGGGAAGCAGCCAGGGGAAUCUCUCAGCAGCUCAUCUGACUCUACAUGAAAACACCAUCCUCAUCCCGUAAGGAGGAAAGCUGGCUGUUACCCCAUCAUAUUGCACUUUUGGAAACUUGUUUUCUCCUAAUUAUUGUCUUCUCGUUUAUGCAUUUUAUGUUCAGUGAAUAACAAUAAAAGAAUAUCCAAGAAGAGUUGUUUACCACUGUGUUCUGUCUGUGGUGGCAUCCACUUACCUGAAGAUGGCAGUGUUGCUACAUCCAUCUGUUUGUAACUGUCUUGUAUUUACUUCAUAAACAAACCUAACAGAA
This is a messenger RNA of Hippoglossus stenolepis (Pacific halibut), 1025 nucleotides long. It is a transcript of the gene snx10b, whose product is annotated as sorting nexin 10b. Gene Ontology annotation, molecular function: phosphatidylinositol binding. The record is from RefSeq and is a predicted model, not a curated record. NCBI's taxonomy places the organism in Eukaryota, Metazoa, Chordata, Actinopteri, Pleuronectiformes, Pleuronectidae. Gene Ontology annotation, biological process: intracellular protein transport. Bases 120 to 785 code for a protein of 221 amino acids. The transcript is spliced from 6 exons.